AUGAUACACCAAAAUCAAAAUCAGUUUCAUGAUCAAAAUAAUUAUAAUAGUAAUGGGAAUAGGGGUGUGAAUUAUAAUAUGAAUCAUAAUAGCUAUAAUAAUAUAAAUGGUUCGAAUAAUAAUUAUAUGAAUAACAAAAUAAACCAUAAUAAUAAUAAUACAAAUUGCCAAAAUAAUUUCCAGCAACCACAACAACAUCAAUAUAAUAACCACCAAUUUAGAAACAAUAGUUAUCAAACAAAACCAACAAAUAAUAUCUUAAAUAAGAAUAAUAAAACUACAAAAGAGAGUUAUCCAAUUUUACUUUUUUUUUCAAGUUUAAUUUUAAUUUGCAAAUUAUUAAGUAUUAUUUAUCCAUGGUCGAAUUCACCUAUAUUUAUAACACGGAGUGAGUUCCAAUCCUUAUUGAUUAUGGUUAUAAUUGUCAAUUUAGUUCUUUUAGUUGCAAUUACGAUACUUGAUCUUGUAACUAUUAUUCAUUCUGGUUAUCAUGAGUUCGAUUAUUAUAACUUUUAUAGUAAAAUUUCGGCAGGCUCCCUUUUCUAUUUUGUUGGUGGCUCCUUAAACAUUCUUUUGUUUAUUUUAACCUUUAUGAAAUUCAAAAUUCAUACUCCACUCAAAGUACUUCAAAACAAAUUAAACAAAAAUAUUAGUUUUUUUAUUUUAUUAGUAUUUUCAAUAAUUAUAUUAAUUCUCAAAAUUUUCAGUUCUAAAGCUAAAUGGGCACAUAUCCCACAAUGGAAUUCCUUUUUUUUGGAACCCAGUCCAAGUGGUGCCACUUUAGCUUUAAUUAUAUUCAGUGCGGUUUUAACAUUUGUGUAUAUUAUUGGUAUAUCAUUAAGUUUCUUUAAAAAAUUAACCAAAUCAUUCCCAAUCACAUCAGUUUUAGCUCUUCUUAUUGGAAGCUUGAUAGUUGAUAUUGCUAUUCUAAUCUCCUCUUUUACACUCGAACUCUAUCAAAGCUAUGGUACAUAUCCAUAUAAACAAAGUAUUUGGUUUACUUUAGCUUGUGUUGAUUUCUAUAAAGGGGAAUGUUCGUUGUAUUCUGGUGCCUUUUCAUUUUUUGUUGGUAUGGGUUUGAACAUUGCUUUAAUCGCUUUAAGUGAAGGUCUUUUUGAAGAUUGUUUCUCAUAUUACAAUAAAUAUAAACCAAUUAAAAUGGACACCAAAAAUGUAGCUGUUAAAGUGCCAUUAUCAGAUUCAGAAAAACAAUACCUACAACAAUUAAAUAUAUAUAUACAACAAUUAAAUAGUUAUAAAGGUAAUAAUAACUAUGACGAACAAAAAAAUAUUUAUCUUCAAGAAACAAUCGAUGGUUUACAAAACUACAUAAAUCAACUAAAAACCCACCAUAAACCAAUAGAUAAUAAUAACAUAAUAGAUAGUGAAGUUUUAACCGAAAACCCUGUUUCUGGUGAUUUAAAAUCACCACUUCUUAUUAAAGAGGCCCAAGAUCCAUUCGUUCCCAGUUAUGACGAAGAUCAAAGUCUAAACUAA
Messenger RNA from Dictyostelium purpureum, 1497 nucleotides. RefSeq lists its product as uncharacterized. The record is from RefSeq and is a predicted model, not a curated record. Bases 1 to 1497 code for a protein of 498 amino acids. NCBI's taxonomy places the organism in Eukaryota, Evosea, Eumycetozoa, Dictyosteliales, Dictyosteliaceae. The transcript is spliced from 4 exons.